Molecule: messenger RNA, 291 nt
Organism: Metarhizium album ARSEF 1941
Lineage: Eukaryota; Fungi; Ascomycota; Sordariomycetes; Hypocreales; Clavicipitaceae
Product: NADH:ubiquinone oxidoreductase 18.4kD subunit
Exons: 3
Coding region: 1-291 (96 amino acids)
Biological process (GO): mitochondrial electron transport, NADH to ubiquinone
Source: RefSeq, a predicted model, not a curated record
AUGCCUCGAUCUAAAGCUAUGACCGGACCUCGGUUUGAACAAACCGACUUCGACCUUCAGCCUCAACCUCUGUCAGCAAUAGAAAUGAUACACGAAGAGGCCGUCCGGUGGACACAUGACCGUAUCGUGGCCUGCGAUGGUGGUGAUGGCCCUGCUGGCCACCCUCGAAUUUUCAUCAACACCGACAAACCUGAAAUCGCGACGUGCAACUACUGCGGUAUUCCCUACGCCAAUGAGCACCAUCGAAAGCACCUAGAGUCCCUCCCGAAGACGUCGUAUCCCUUAUCAUGA